Coffea arabica (coffee) is the source of this 1797-nucleotide messenger RNA. Its product is annotated as ultraviolet-B receptor UVR8. NCBI's taxonomy places the organism in Eukaryota, Viridiplantae, Streptophyta, Magnoliopsida, Gentianales, Rubiaceae. The record is from RefSeq and is a predicted model, not a curated record.
UUAUACAGUUUGCCCACAAAAAAAAAAAAACUACUAAAAAAUGCAAAGGCUGAUAAAGUCUAAAGCGGGUCUUUCAAGCGGGCUGACCCGCCGAUGGCUGACCACCACCACCAGCGGUGGAACCAAAACGACUGUAAUGUGCUUUGGAGACGGAAGCCACGGCGCGUUGGGCCUGCCCUCGUCCGUUAUGGGCCUGGGCUCCGACGCCUACGAACCCACUCCAAUUCAAGGCCUUCCGGAUAAUAUCUCAAGCAUCGCCGCCAGCCAUUACCAUUCCCUCGCCGUCACCUCCGACGGCCAUGUCUGGUCUUGGGGCCGUAACCAUGAAUCCCAACUCGGCCGCAGCCCUCUUUCUUCCAGAGAGACGUGGAACGAACCUAAGAAAGUAGAAGGGUUGGAUCAAGUUAGGAUUGAAGCCACAUUUGCGUCUGGAGUCAUUUCUGCAGCUAUUGGAGAAGAUGGUUCACUAUGGGUCUGGGGGAAGUCCAAGCGCGGGCAGCUUGGCUUAGGAGGAGGAGUUAUUGAUGCUGUUUUACCUACUAGAGUUGAAGCACUUGCUGGAGAAGAUGUUGUUAAGGUCUCACUAGGUUGGGGACAUGCACUUGCACUUACUCAACAUGGAAAGUUGUUUGGAUGGGGUUACUAUGCUGAUGGAAGAUUAGGGAGAAUUGGGAAGUCAUUUGAGUCCUCUCCAUUGGAUUCAGUUACUGGUAAAUUUCGACCUUCGAAAGAAAUUUCAAAUCCAAUGCUUGAAGCUGCUGAGAAGCUGGUCUUGGAAGGUAUUGAGAAAGAAAAGGACAUGCCAAUCAUUUGGGAACCCAGUUUAAUUGAAGAACUACGUGAUGUUGAAGUUGUAGAUGUGUCAUGUGGGCUUGACCAUUCCCUGGUUCUUUGUGGGGAUGGAACUCUUUUAAGUAGUGGGAGCAAUGUGUAUGGCCAGUUGGGUAGAGUAAACCAAGAUUCAGGGAUGCAUCCAGUUGACAUAAAGUUCCGUCCUCUUUCUAUAGCAUCGGGUAUGGGGCAUUCUUUUGCAAUCUGUCAGAAUCACGCAUCAGACUUUACUGAAGAUUCACCAAUCAUUGUUUCAUGGGGAUGGAACCACAAUUCUCAACUUGGGAGAAAUGGUCCAGCAAAUAUCCCGCUGGUGGUUGAAGCACUUUCUAGUGAGACACCUAUUACAGUAUCAGGGGGACGGGCUCAUUCAGUGGCUAUCACAGCUAGGAAAGAACUUUGGACUUGGGGCUGUGGUAGAAAUGGUAGACUUGGCUUGGGCAGCUCGGCUGAUGAACCAGAACCUAUGGUAGUUGAAGAUCUGGAAGGUUCUGAAGUUAUGGAAGCUGUUGCAGGUUUUGAUCAUAGUCUUGUUCUCAUUGGGGAAUGAGGGGUGCAUUUGGAAAGUUUCACAUUAAGGUGGCUUAGACCUGUCAGCGUGCAGGAGACAGGAGGGUUUGCCGGUUGAAGCGAUCUUCUUGAGCCUGCUGUUUUGCAACAUGAACAUAUGAACAUUAACAACAUGUUACUCUGUGCUGGAGAUUACAAGGAGGUGAUUCUGAGUUGAGCUUUGUUUCUUUUGAAGAGAAAGAUCUGGUGUAGAAAGACAAAUGCAAUAUUCUGUCUCAUGACAUACCAUGUUUGCUGGGGUUCAGUCGAUGUUAGAGUUCCAAAAAAGUUUCUUGUAUCCGGGCCAUGCUUUCUAACCUCAUAAGUUAUAGAUUUCUCAUGGUUUAUGGUAUAUUCGAGUGUAAUGAUAAUUUCUAAUUUUUGUUUUAUGGGAAUACGCUAUAUUUUCUUGGGAAA